GGCGGAGGCGGGAGCGAAGGGAGGACAGGGGGAGGUGGUUGCUGCUGCUGGGCAGAGAGGAGUCGUGCAGGAGCUGCGGCUGCACUCGGACGCCACAUUCCCUCCUUACGGGGCUGGCGGUGAGGAUGAGCGAGAGCUGACCCUGCCGCCGCCGCCUGUGCUGUGAAGUGUCUGCUCCUCCUCCUCCUCCCCGGCUGUGGGUGAACCUGCGCUACGGGCUCUUCACCGAAACGGGGGGGGAGGUUGGUUUGUUUGUGUAUUUAAGGCAAAGAGAGAGAAAGAGAGAGAUUUUCCACCCGCUGAAGCACAGUCCACUAUGAUCGUACUCGCAUCCAGCAUUGGAAGCCGGUUGGAUUUCGUGUCUCAGUCCAGGGUGUUUUUCUUGCAAACCUUCAUUUGGAUUUUAUGUGCUACAGUGUGCAAAGCGGAGCAAUAUUUCAAUGUGGAGGUAUGGUUACAAAAGUAUGGCUACCUUCCACCAACUGACCCCCGAAUGUCGGUGUUGCGCUCUGCAGAAACCAUGCAAUCAGCUAUAGCUGCCAUGCAGCAGUUCUAUGGCAUUAAUAUGACAGGAAAAGUGGACAGGAACACAAUUGACUGGAUGAAGAAGCCUCGAUGUGGUGUGCCUGACCAAACAAGAGGUAACUCCAAAUUUAACAUUCGUCGGAAACGCUACGCUUUAACAGGACAGAAAUGGCAACACAAGCAUAUCACUUACAGCAUAAAGAACGUCACUCCAAAAGUCGGUGAUGCUGAAACUCGUAAAGCCAUUCGCCGUGCCUUCGAUGUGUGGCAGAAUGUAACUCCCUUAACAUUUGAAGAAGUUCCUUAUAUUGAAUUAGAAAAUGGCAAGAGAGACGUGGAUAUUACUAUCAUUUUUGCAUCAGGUUUUCAUGGAGACAGUUCUCCCUUUGAUGGGGAGGGAGGAUUUUUGGCUCAUGCAUAUUUCCCUGGGCCAGGAAUUGGGGGAGACACUCAUUUUGACUCAGAUGAGCCAUGGACUCUGGGAAAUCCCAAUCAUGAUGGAAAUGAUCUCUUUCUAGUUGCAGUGCAUGAACUGGGACAUGCUUUGGGCUUGGAGCACUCUAAUGAUCCCACUGCAAUCAUGGCUCCAUUUUACCAGUAUAUGGAAACUGACAACUUCAAACUACCUAAUGAUGAUUUACAGGGCAUCCAGAAGAUAUAUGGUCCACCUGACAGGAUUCCACCCCCAACAAGACCUCUGCCAACCGUGCCCCCACAUCGUUCAGUCCCUCCAGCAGACCCACGAAAGAAUGACAGGCAACCUAAACCUCCCCGGCCACCCACUGGUGACAAACCUUCCUAUCCUGGAGCCAAACCUAACAUCUGUGAUGGGAACUUCAACACUCUAGCUAUUCUUCGUCGGGAAAUGUUUGUUUUCAAGGAUCAGUGGUUUUGGCGGGUCAGAAACAACAGGGUAAUGGAUGGAUACCCCAUGCAGAUUACCUACUUCUGGAGGGGACUGCCUCCCAGCAUUGAUGCAGUUUAUGAAAACAGUGAGGGGAAUUUUGUCUUCUUUAAAGGUAACAAGUUCUGGAUUUUCAAGGACACUACUCUCCAGCCAGGUUAUCCUCAUGAUUUGAUAACACUUGGAAGCGGAAUUCCUUCCCAUGGCAUUGAUUCAGCAAUUUGGUGGGAAGAUGUUGGAAAAACCUACUUCUUCAAAGGAGAUAGGUACUGGAGGUACAGUGAAGAAAUGAGAUCCAUGGACCCUGGUUAUCCCAAGCCAAUCACAAUUUGGAAAGGUAUCCCAGAAUCUCCUCAGGGAGCCUUUGUCCACAAAGAAAAUGGCUUCACAUAUUUCUACAAAGGAAAAGAGUACUGGAAAUUCAAUAACCAGAUGCUCAGGGUGGAACCUGGCUAUCCCAGAUCUAUCCUCAAGGAUUUUAUGGGUUGUGAUGGACCAACAGAUCGAGAUAAAGACCGACACAGCCCUCAAGAUGACGUUGACAUUGUCAUCAAACUGGACAACACAGCCAGCACUGUGAAAGCCAUAGCCAUCGUCAUUCCCUGCAUCCUGGCCUUGUGCCUCCUUGUCUUGGUUUACACUGUGUUCCAGUUCAAAAGGAAAGGAACACCCCGCCACAUACUGUACUGCAAACGCUCUAUGCAAGAGUGGGUGUGAUGUAGGGUUUUGGUUUUUUUCUUUCCCUCCCAGGAGUUUGUGGUAACUUGAGAUUCAACACAAGAGCUGUUAUGCAGUUUCCUAGCUAGGAGCGGGCAUCUGUCAGUCUGAAACAAAGCUGAUCUUUAAAACCCAGGGGGUUGCCUGUCCUGCGCAUGAGUGGCGAUUUGCUCAGCUGGGAAGCUUCCAUGAUACACAGUAUCUGCUGUUUCUUCAGUCCUUUGUCUUUCUUUGUCAUUCGAUUCUAGACCUUUCCUCUGCACACUCAAUGCCCUAUAAACUAUCAGGAUUAACUAAAGAAGAGGAAAAAAAAAUAUCUCCAAUGUUUCUACAUUUUCCCCUUAAGGCCUGUUCCCCUUUGAAAAAUUUUUUGCUGAAAGUAAAUUUUUUUAGAGAAACACAACAACCAACAAAGGAACUUUCAGGAAAGUGAGAAGACCCAAAACAGCUUUGUCUCCAAAGAGGAUUGCUUUCUGUCUGCUACAGAUAAAGUCCUAUACUCCUACUUCCAGUUUUGUCAUGUGGGAGACUCGGAUGACGCGCAGGACUUCAGACUGCUUGGACAGCCAUUUUCCAACAAACAAGGGGCCAAAAUAUCUGCAAUAUAGUAACAGCCUUAAUAAUACAUUCAUUUUGUGUUUUUUACAGCUGCUCUGGGCUAUGUCCUCAAUGUUUUAAACUCAUUUAUAUCCAGUACUAUAUUCAAGCAGAAUCGUUUUAUUGGUUUGUUUGAUUUUUCGUUGGUUUUCCUACAUAACCUUUCCCAAACUGUACCAAGCUGACUGCCCAGGCCUUUCAUAGGCCUAUCAGGAGCACUCAUUCCAAAGCAUGGUAAAAAGCAGUGUGUCUCUGAAGUGGAUUUCAAUGAACUAAAGCAACAAACAUGCUAUUGAUAAACUUGAGACUGGUAUUAUAUUGGUGGUGUAACCCUUUGAGAACUACUGCAUCCGUUUUCAGAGUCUGGUGGAUGUUAAUCUUGGUUGUCAUUAAAUUAUAGGAUUGUGUUUGGUUUAAAGGUUUAAAUACUGGUUUAAAAAGAAAAUCAAUUUUUCAAAACAGAUUUCCUGUGACUGCAAGUGUUUUUAAUUAUUUGCAUUAUUGAUAGAAAAGCCUUUGUAACAUAAAUAGAAAACAAAAUAUAUUUACCAGCUACUUUCUUUUUAAAGGAACCAAACCUAUUUUAAUAAUUUCUACCACUUACCAAGAAUUUUUCUGAACUGGCAACAAUUUUAUAGCUUAGCUUCUUAUCUAAAGCAUCUUGGAUUUCUCUUUUGAAACUAUGUUGCAUGAUAAUUCAAUUUACCUCUGCAGAGGUAGAGUUACAGUUUCAAAGGAAAGCUAAGACCAUGACUCUGAUAUUGCAUGAGUAUCCUCUGGUGUGUUACCCCUUUGCAUGUUCAUCAUAGUUCUCAAAGGGUUAAUCAAAUUUCUGGCCUUCACUCGAACAUGGUAUCACUGACAGAGCCAAGGGACCACCAAAACAUUUUGUCAUUCUGUGUAAUUUGUGCUAACAGCAGUAUUGUCAUUUUCAUGUGACCUGCAGAGCAGGUUUGUAUCAAUAUUUUUUUCCUAGAGAAAAGUCAGCAAAUGACAGACCUCUUUAUUGAUUUAGGAGCUGCUUCUCGCAGUGAUAGGCUUUACAGUCACUGAGCUGUGAACUUAUUAAAGAUGGUCAGAAUGAUGCACCCCAAAAGUCAGACACCUGGUUUUUUAUGAAAGCCAGGAUUUGAGGGGAGUAACUUUUGCAACAAUGAACAGCUUGCCUUGAACUUGAUUAUUGACCUGUUGACUGUCAUUACCAAGUUAAACAUUGUCUUCUGUGAACAGCUUCACUGUCUGAAUUUUCUUAAAGUGUACUGUCCUGUGUCUUUGACCUUUAACUUGCAAACUGGCACAAACUGAAGGGAAUCUGGUGUUGCAAAUGAACUGAGUUUUAUUUCUUGAAAGGCCUGAUAGAUAUGAUCUGAAAUUUGAGAAAAAAACAUUGAAGUGUUUUAGUAGGAAAGAACUGUCAUAGACUAAAAUAUUUAUGAUUGAUCUGUAGAAAGGUAUUUUGCUAUGUAUACAUGCACACUCUAAAAAUGAACUACAGCGGAAGUUAAUUUUUAUUUAACUUGAAUACAGUUUUCAGUAUAAAAUUAUUAUUUCUAAAAUAGCUAGUUAUUAAUGAAAAGGUUAUAGGAAAGUAUUAAAAUACUUGAAAUGACCAGUAGGGGCUUUUACAUAAAAUGAGACUUUUAUACUAUGUUCAAUCAAUUUCUUACUGGUUUCUUAAUCUACAUAACUGGAUCACUUUUUAGAGAGUGUAGGUAUAUAUACAUAUGUAUUACAAUUAUUAUUGUUUUGGUAAUGGAUAGCUUGACUGCCUUGAAUUUAUAUUUAUAUUGAGCAUAGCAUGAAAAAUAGUAUGCCUUUUUUUCAAUUACAUGAUUUUAUAUUGAUUUGAGGACUUUCAAACGUAUGUGGCAUGCUAUAAAGCAUUGCAAACUUAUUUCUUAGAGCAUAAACAGAUAUACAUAUGUAUGGUUAACAAAAAUGAAGAAUAGAAAAAGAUAUAGUUUUACAACAAAUAUGCAAUGCAGAUGGCAUUUUGGAGAUGUUUUGUAGAAGUACUGCAUACUGUAGGUUAGAAGCGCACCAGUAUCAGCCCAUAGCAUUAUUUAGUAAAUUCAAUUCAGUUGUUGCUGAAAAUAUAGAUUUAUUGACAGUUUAGUAACACAGGAUUUUUACUGCAGAUCAGCUCAUUUGGUGAAUUUAAAAUUUGAUGCCUGUUUGUCAUAUAUGUUAAUAUGUGUGUGUGUUUGUAUACUUAUAAAAGCAUACAAAUGCACACAUACACAAUUUAAUCCAUGGAGAAUUUUUUAUUGUCAACAAACUACAACUUAUGUUCUGCUACAGACAGAACAAAAAGAUUGAUGUUGCUGUUCCAGUUUUUUUCCCUUGGAUAGUUGGAGGAAAAUGCUAACAGCACUACUUAUUCUGCAUUUGUUUUUCCUCUACAACAGAACUUAAUAUUAUUUUUGUCAGAACUGCAUCUCAUCUGAGGCUUUUUUAUUCACUUGAAAAUUUCACUUCAAUUUUGAAAUAUCUUUCAUGGCAGCUUUAACUUUUUGUGCAACUGUUUCCCUGACAGUAAUGAAGUGGUGAGCAUGUUGACUGUUGUUCUUUGAUAAGGUAACAAAAAUAUUUGUAUUUGGAUAAUUUAAUUAUGCAGGAAGGUAAGUGUGAUAAUUCUAGUGCUUGGUAUAUGGUACAUCAUAGAUACAUGAAUACAUAAUAAGUUGACUGUUUAAUCUAUUUUCUUUUACUUAAAAGUGCAUAUAUACUAUAUACAGAGAGAGGGAGAAAAAUAAUAUUAUAUUGGCAUGUUUAUGUCAUGCAGAGCAAGAUUGUGUCAACAUUUCUGUUACAUACUCAUAUUUUCAGUAGGUUGUAAUGCAGUCAUAAAGGUUUGCUUUAAGUAAAAGAUGUAGGAGCUAUUGUGUUCACUGUAAUUUCCAAAUACCUACUGGCUAGUUUCAAAUUAUAGAAGUCCUGAGUAAAUGAGUGAUGUUGCCUGAUCUAAUUUUGAACUCAAAUGAGUAAAAGUUCUAAGACAAUUUUUUUUUAAUAGUUUUUUCUCUACCAGGGCCUAUAACUAUCAGAAUUAAGAAAAAGCAAAUUUAAAAUAUUUUCAGCUCUGCAAUCUGGGUUCCUGCUCAUGUGCUGAAACUUUUUUAAUAAACAUUUCCAUAUUGCUAUUGUCAUGAUCUGUACUGGGGAACAAUAGAAAACUGAAUAUGUGUUGUGUUAAUCAGCUACAGUCUAUCAAGCUGACAAAAGGUUGUGUAUCUUCAUAGUACUAUGGUCUGUAUGAUGCAGGAGGCCAGAGUAGAUGAUGGCAGUGUUUCCUUUGGCCUUUCAAUGUAUAAACCUAUGAAAAGGUUAUUGACUGUAGACAAAAAUUAAUUUUUAUCAAAAAAUACAUUUUAAAAAAUAUGUAACUGUAUAUUUACUGGAUAGGCUGGGAUGGAGAGACUCAAAUGGCUCCAAAGGAGCCCUUUCAAGUCUCCUGAAUAAAUGUAAUACACAUUUUAUAUAUUCCUAUGAACUUUUGAUCUUUUUCUGCUUUCAGAGUGGGGCAAAGGGAGGAAAUAAUUAAAGAAAAAGAUUUUUAAAGGCUAAUUUUAUGAAUGACCAUAACAGAAGCUAACAGAUUUAAACAUAAGGGGCAGACUUACUCUUUUUCUUAGAAGUAUACUUCACCUCCCAAUUGCUUGAUCAAGACUCCUGUGCCGUUAGCACUGUGGGUUAAAAACAAAGUGUAAGGCUUAAUUUUUGAUUUUUCAACUUUUCGGGGGGUCUUACUUCAAAAUCUAAAUGUCAGCUAAAUGUAGCUUUUGGUACCAAAUUAUAUAGAAUCUAAUUCUAGUUUGUCGGUUAGAAAAAAGUGCAUAGACUAGAAAGUCAGCCUGCCUAUUAGCAACAGCAGCAUUACAUUCCUAUUCUCAUUUUUUAAUUUUCUUUUGCAUUUUAACCUUCAUUAGGACAAACCUUAAAAAAGCAAAAUGAACAGUGAAUAUUCCAGGCACUGGAUUUUUAAGAAAGUAGAAAUGCAAGCUACCGUACCAUUAGCAGCCUAAACUGGAGAGAGCACAAGAUGACUGGGUGGAGGAGCAAGGAUAUAUGACUGCAGAGGCUUGCUCUGUCCUGGCUUCCAUAUCUUCUCACAACAUGGACUAAGUUGUAUCACCUAAUUAGCAGAGAUGAGGGAAACCCUGCACCAUGGCAGUAGGAGACAUGAAGCAGCCAUUACAGAGCAAUACCUCCCUAUUGCCUUUUGUUGUUGUCAAGACUGUCUCUGGACACGUCUGUUUCCAGAAGUGUAAAUAGAUGGCUGCAGCUCUAUGAGCCAUAAGGGAAAUCAUUAUUAUCUAUGGAAGAAACAACUGUCACUGGCCACUUACGUGUUCAGCUAUGCUGUAAAUCAAAUAAUAUUGUGUGGGAGCUGAGGAACAGAUAACCUGUUAUUGAAUACAACAGUAUAGCUGUGACUGAUACACCAGCACUGUAAUGUCAGGCAUACUUCCUUAGUUCACACUACACAGAGUGCAGACAAACAGAUUGGUUCUUGUAAGACCAUUUCAACAUAUGUCAGUUACAAAAUCAGGUGUAAAUGAACCGUGUGCUCAUAAAAUUAAUGUCUGAUAUAUGCAUGGAAUUCAAUGAGUUGUCUGCCAUUAGUCUCAUGAAAAAUAUGUAAUGUGUGAGUCAAAUCUUCCUAACUCAUUCUUGUGAUGUGCCAUCUGUGAUGUCAGAGGCUGAUAGAGAAAAACAUCAUCCUCAGUGCCAUCAUGUCAUGCUGAAAAUGUCUGGUAAGCGUCAAAGGCCUACCAUCACUUGUUGUAACGGGCUCCAUUUGAUGCUUUAUCUAAGGUAGUUUCUAAUGUUAGGUAGCAUACAUUUUGUAUGAUAUGGCAUUAUUUGGUGUUCGAAUAUAUGUAACUAGGAAUGCCCAAUAAUAAUCAGAAAAUCAUAUUUUGAAGGAUCAUCGGUAUGUGAUCAUAGGAAACAUCUGUUCCUAAAAUCAAAAUAUAUUUCAAAGAAGCAUAUAUACAGCAUUAAACACAUGCAUCAUAAACAGGUCUUGUUUCACAGUAUACAUAAACUUGAACAUAUCAUCUACAAAUUAUAGUCAAUUUAUUAAUGUUUGCAGUUGUACCUGCCCAUUAUGUCUUUGAAAGAGGACAUUCUGUGAGUAGCAUACAUAAAGUAUGUUUGCUUUGUGGAGAUAGCCUGAAGUAUUGUGGUCUGCCAAUAGUGUAGAUGAAAUAAAUUUUAGAGGCAGAGAAGACAUAAAUGAAGAAAUGCUGAUGUAAACUAGCAUGCUAAAGACAAUUUUCUGUACUGGGAUGUGCAAGCAGCAUAGUGCUGCUUGCCGUCACGGUAAAACUACAUAAACAAUAAUCAUUGCACAUGCUGCAUUUAUGGUGGCACAAAGCUCUCCAGUCACAUAGCUUAGUUUCUUCUCCUUCUGUAGAAUGACAUUGUCCACAGAUUAUAAUUAUAGCCACCACAUAAACCUAAGAUUUCUCUUUAGUUAAUAGUAACUUCUACCCUAUGAAAUUGUAUCACGUGCUUUUUAUAACUACAACUUUAAUCUCCUUGGAGAGCUCUCAGCAUAUCUUAAUUCAUAGCCUUUCACGCCCCUUAUUUUUCUUGCUCUUGCAGUAAUAUAUAUACUGAAUAUUCUUUCCAUCUUGCUGCCUGGCACUAACAUGUGGAAUAAUCACAUUCAUUCUGUGCCAUGCACGUGUUCCUGGAUAACCCAUUUGCCCAUCCCUCAUUCUGGGAACUAGCUUUCUGGGAACAGGGAUUAGUAACAGAAGGCUGAGAUAAAAUAACUUCCUAAAGUACCUGGUUAGUCCUCAACAAUAUGACAAUGAAGUUUGAAGAGUUUUUACUGAAGUAUUGUAUUACUUUCACACUGGCAACAGAACAGUGUAACUGCCAAUCAGUGCAUGCCCAUAUGGAUUCACCACUUGCAGAGCAGUGUGUUAAGUCAGAAAAGUGUGUCUAAUCCACAUUUUCAUCCUAAUGUGUUGUCAUGCAACACCCAGUCCACACACACAUUCAUAGCUUUCAUGACUGUGCAUAAAGUCAUCUACCUUGUAGAAGCCAAAAGUGCUCAGUGUCAGCAGGCAAUCAGCGCUAACUUGUUUAUUAUGUAUAAGACAAAUUUGGGUCCCUUACUAGUAUUUUGCAACCUUAAAGAAGAGAAAUUACACAGUGUAAAGUGACAGUUUCUAAUACUCUUUGUCAGUGUUCAAAAUUAGAUUAUAGUAUAUACAGCUCAAAGAGUAGUGGUUUAUGACUGAUAUAUUGCAGCCCUAUUUUUAGGCAUACAAUGAUUCUAAAGAGAGAUGUACAUACUGUGUAUGCUAUACUUGGCUAUUGCCACAAAAUUGUCAGUGCUUACAUACCAAUCAUCUUCAUAUUUUAUGGGAGCACCGUUGAAGACAACCCUGGGCAGUUUGUCUGCUUGGAUAUACAUAGAAUUAUAUAACUUAGGAAAUGGUACAUGUGUUGACGUGUAUCCAGAAGACACCAUCAGCAACCUACAGUGCUGUUUUAAAUGCGGUUCAUACCUGCAAGGCAUAACUGCAACUUGUAUGGUUGUGUUUUACAUCAUAAGAUAAAGUGCUAUAAACUCUGGCCAUGCAUGCCCAGGUAGAUGAAAAGUAUUAAAAAACCCAUUCAGGAUAGCCACUGUCAAUACUCACACAGCUUACAGAAGUAAAUGAGAUUGUUAUACCCGAGAAAAUUUAACAUCAAAUAGAAAUCCAGAAUUGAAGGAAUGUGUGAUGAUGCAAAUAAUUCCCAUCUCUUACUCUAUGUAAUGCGUUAGGUAAAGCAUUGUCAACUAGGUAUAUACCUAACAUCUGUCUUUACUAUGUUUCCAAAACCAUGCGGACAUCUAUCAGUUCAUGCACAGUACUGUCUUACUGCAUCUGGUUGAAAAUCAUUUUACAGGAUAGAUCAAGGCUUACGAUCUUCCUUUUUCAUCAUCCAGGACACACAUAUCAUCAUCUGCUAUCAAUAUUCAUUCAUUUGAAAGUGGUAGUCCAUGCAUCUCAGUGAUGACAAAUACGGUUUUAAAUGAACACUGUAUUGAAAUCUUUCUCAGAAGAAACUUAAGUUAGUCAUGAGCUUUCUUUUCACGACUUCUAGGACCCACAGGAAAACCAACUAGGUCCUUUGGUCAAAGUCUGCAGACAGACACAGGAAAAGCAGCAUAAGAACAUUUUCAUUUUUAUUUGCCAGAAGAAUACAAAAAAAGGAAUGAAAACAUUUUGGUUUAUAAUUGCAAGUACAACAUCAGUUUGUCAGAAAGGGAAUGUUUGUCAGACAAGGACUACUAACACCACUAAAAUUUCAUGCAAUCAACAAUAAAAGUGAAGAGGUUUUAUCAGGGAGUUGGUGAUAGCUUUGAAAGUAUUAUUGGUCUCCAACAACAAAGAUACCUGUUAACCUAUAAAAAGUCCACAGAGUUCUAUAUUUGGUGUCAUAAUCCACCAGUGAGGAGUCAGUCAAAAGUCUCCUCAGUAUAGUUGCUCUAAAGCUGACUGCAAGUAUAGUACAUUAUUUAUCUGAUGCAAUCAAAAACUUUGGAGAUAGGUUUAGCCAAAUUAGUAUCAGCUUGAAUCUCUGUGCAAAAACUGGUCACAGUGAAAUGUUCUUACAUUUGUUCUCAGAAAUUAGAUCCAAUAAAAUUAUCUAUGAUUUAAAGAACUCCACUGGAUGAAAUACUGAAGGACAAAGAAGCCUUUAACCUCUAUUAGUCUAUAUUAUAGCCAUGUAUCUUUACUUUUGUGAUAUCUCAGUCCUGAAGUGUUUGAUAUAGCAGAAAUACUUUUAUGGCCCUUGGAUAGAUCAUCUAUUGGUAUUUCUAUAUGUAAAUUGAUAAAUACAAUUUCAAUGCCAGCCAUUGCAUACCAUUUGCGUGCAUGGUUUAUGACAUCUGUGAAACGUGAGCAGUCUAGAAAUCUGCAUUUCAACAGUUUGUAUUAUUUCCAGUGGUUCCAGUUCUCGUUUAACCUCAUUUAGCCUCUUUCUCCUUUGCAUUCUGAUGCUUAUAAUCUGUGUCAUGGAUAUUUAGACAAGAAUUUUAUGGUUGGAUUCCUUUCUCUACCACAAGUCAGUUCAUACUCACACAUCAACUGCCAUUACAUUACUGUUGUAGCAUAAUAUGCACUGUUGCGUGGCAGAAUGCUUUGCUAUUAUGCAUUGUUUUCUGAUCAGUUAUAAUUUUUAGAUAGCAUAAAAUUUAUGAAGAGCUCCCUUUGUCAUCUACUAUUUUAGUUUGGAUUAAUUGCUCACUUCAGUCACAGCUUGCAGAGAAAGAUGCAGGUGUUUGACUUCUGAAGUUUGCUCUAUGUGAUAGGUGUUCCUCUAUGAUCAGAAGCUGUUUGAGGAAGGCAAUGUCUGCUCCUUGCCAGUCCCAUGGUUAGUAUUGUUAGCAGUUAAAGCAUGUGCAACUUGUUUUGUCAUUCUGUAGUCGACCAAGGUUUGAUAUGGAUAUAUACAAGAAAGGUACAUUGUUUUCCAAUCUUCAUACAGAUCCUUGUUUCUCCUUCUGAAAAACAUGCACCUUGCUUUCUCUCUAAGUGCUGUGUUCUUGUAUCUAUCAGAACCUGAUUUCUUCCUUAAUUCUGCUUGUUGGGUGUUGUUUUAGCAGUUGAUUCCAUUUUCCUUCUUGUUGACUUUCCUUCGUCUCUAUAAUUCCAACAGAAAUUGUUCUGGUUCCAAUAUGUUAGCUAGAAGCUACUAUGAUUGCGGCUCUGCCCACACAGUAAUUUGCUUAUUUAUUCUCCACUUCAGAGAAAGAGGAAAUCAACCUUUCAUGCAGAGACAAGGGUGUUCAUGCAGUUGAUAGGAUAUUUCUGAAUGUGGUUUUAUGCGUAACAUGACCACAAAACUCACACAUUGUUAAACAAAAACUCUUCAAGCUCUACUUCUUCAACUACCCAACAGUUGUUCAUUUAAUUUGCAAAGCCUGACAAAUAAGAAUAUGGAUGUGAUAAUUUCUCUGUGUGAAACACAUUUUUCAUUUUUAUUCCCUUUUCUCUGCAUAGCCCCAUCUUCAUUUCAUGCCCAUGUUCUGCUCAUUAGGAUGUGUGUUAGUAUCAAAAUAACUGGAGCAUUUAUUUGCUUUCUGCGACUAAAUUUCAUUUUACUAUUGUUAUUUUAUUUUAUUGGCUCACACAGCAUUCUAUACAGUAACCUUUUUAUAACUGACAUAUGUUAUUCUUUCAGGUAGCUUGUACUGACAAACACAAAGCUUGUUUGUGUGCAAUUGCAAGGCUGACUAAAUGGUGCUAAAGUGUAUUAUGACUGUCAGAUAUAAUCAGGCAAAAAUUUGUGGUGCUUAGACUGAUUUUUUCAUUGAUUUUAUUGAUCAAUGCAUUGAACAGUGUUUUAUUAUACACAAGUUGUCUCUUAUUAGUAAAUUAAGACCUCAUAGUGCAUUGUUAAACUAAAUGGGUUAAUUAAUCUAUGUAACAGCUCACCAAGCUAAUCUCUUUAACUCCUUAUACUGUUGUGUCAUUAAAGGUCAAGGGGUCAUGAUAAUAAUCUCAUCGCUGUAGACCAUUAACAUGACAACAUUUUCAACAAAGUACUUAUGUUUACAAUGCUAUAACCCUUUGACUGCUGCGGCAACCUUUAACCACAGAACGUCACAUGCUAGGAUCAUCAUUAUGAUUCUUGCCAUGGCAAUCAAAGAGUUAAGGGCUGUGCAGUGAUUUGUUUUAUAUUUAUUAAUUUAUAUUUAUUUUUUGUUUUCUUUUGAGAAGGGGGAUUGGGGUGGGGCAGUUCUUGUCUGCUGUAAGUGUCUUAACCAAGGGAAGGGUUAAAAUGGCUUUUUAUACUAUUGCAUCUUAUGUACUUACCAUCGUUUCAUUGUGUUGUAAUUAAAAAAAAAUCUGUCAAUAAACAAGAGAACAGAAAAAAAUUUUCAUAAA
Chiroxiphia lanceolata (lance-tailed manakin) is the source of this 12648-nucleotide messenger RNA. RefSeq names its product matrix metallopeptidase 16 (gene MMP16). The coding region runs from base 317 to 2146 and encodes 609 amino acids. The transcript has 10 exons. Gene Ontology annotation, biological process: extracellular matrix organization; proteolysis; collagen catabolic process. Lineage: Eukaryota; Metazoa; Chordata; Aves; Passeriformes; Pipridae. Gene Ontology annotation, molecular function: metalloendopeptidase activity; zinc ion binding. The record is from RefSeq and is a predicted model, not a curated record. Gene Ontology annotation, cellular component: extracellular matrix.